Messenger RNA from Armigeres subalbatus, 579 nucleotides. Its product is annotated as vitelline membrane protein 15a-2-like. The transcript has a single exon. NCBI's taxonomy places the organism in Eukaryota, Metazoa, Arthropoda, Insecta, Diptera, Culicidae. The record is from RefSeq and is a predicted model, not a curated record. Bases 95 to 430 code for a protein of 111 amino acids.
UCGGAACCACCCAUCAUCAGUCACAGGCCGAGCAUCAACCGACGUGGUCAAGUUUUCCCAGCAGUUCAACUCAAUCAACAAACCAACAAUCACCAUGAACAAGAUCAUCGCCGUGGUUUUCUUCACCGCCGUCGUCGGUGCCCUGGCUGAUUACGCAGCACCAGCUAAGCCAUACCACGCUCCGGCUCCAGCUCAUCACGCUCCUGCCCCGGCCUACCACGCACCAGCCCCGGCUCACCACGCCCCAGCUCCGGCUUACCAUGCGCCAGCCCCAGCCCACCACCCGGUUGUCCACACAUACCACGCCAAGGCCCCAGCAGCUAAAUGCGGUGCCAAUCUGCUGGUCGGAUGCGCCCCAAGCGUAGCUCACGUGCCAUGCGUUCCAGUGCAUCCCGCACCUGCCCACGGACACGCACCCGCCCACUACUAGACGCCCCCUCCGCUGGUGAUGAUGACAAACCUGGCACGAAACCUGGACGAAGUCGCGGUAGAACGAGACAACUUGGUUGCUGUGGAAUAGUGUUGUUUUUUUAAGUUUGCAAUUGAAUGUUGUGAGUGCGAAGGAGAAUAAAUUGUUAC